Messenger RNA from Closterium sp. Yama58-4, 2136 nucleotides. The record is from the annotation of a GenBank genome assembly. NCBI's taxonomy places the organism in Eukaryota, Viridiplantae, Streptophyta, Zygnematophyceae, Desmidiales, Closteriaceae.
AUGCCACGUGGAGGGUGGCGUCAGCCAUGUGAUAAACCACCCUGGUGCAUUCUCGUCGAACCUCGCCCCUACGUCUUCCCGCUUCUCUCCGCAUUCGCUCCCCCGCCAAGUGUCCCCUCUCCUCCCCCUUCCGUUCCGCGCGUUGACGACCUGACAGCCGCGCAGGUGGCAGCGCUGAGCGCGGAGGGCGGGGAGAAGGCGGAGAAGGCGGAGAAGGCGGAGGCGGAGGGGGCGGAGGGGGGCAUUCCGCUGCCGUGCUUCGUGAGCGAGGGGCUGGAGGGGGAGAGGCGGAAGGGGAAGAAAGGCAGCGCGGGAGGGGUGGAGCUGUUGAGUCUGGCGGACGCCAUCAAGAGAGUCAAGGAGGGGGCGAGGGCAAAGUUUGACGAGACGGUGGAGGUGCAUGUGCGCCUAGGCAUCGACCCCAAGCGCAGCGACCAGAUGGUGCGGGGAUCAGCGCAGCUCCCCAGAGGCACGGGCAAGGCGGUGCGGGUGGCGGUGUUUGCGGAGGGGGAGGAGGCGGAGGCGGCAGCAGCAGCGGGGGCGGACGUGGUGGGGGGGGCGGACCUCAUAGCGGAGGUCAAAGCCAGUGGCGGCAAGUUGAGCUUUGACAAGUGCAUAGCCACGCCUGCCCUCAUGCCCAAGCUCGGUCAGAUCGCGCGCAUACUUGGUCCGCGCGGCCUCAUGCCCAACCCCAAGAUGGGCACGGUGACGGUGCAUGUGGGGGAGGCAGUGAGGGCGGCGAAGAGGGGCAAGGCGGACUUCAAAGCAGACAAGACGGCCAACGUGCACGUGGGGAUAGGCAAGGUGAGCUUCCCGGACGAGGCCCUGGCGGAGAAUGCAGCGGCGUUUGCAGCGGCUGUGCUGGCAGCCAAGCCCGUGGGGCUCAAGAAGAGUUCUCGCUUCUUUGGCUACUUCAGCAGCUUCACUCUCUCCUCCACUAUGGGCAAGGGUGUGCGAGUCACAGUUCCUUCAAUAGCAGCAGCCGCUGACGGCUAUAUUAAGUCCGGGGGACGCCGACCGCUCGACGACGAGGCUGUCCCGUUCCCCGACGACGACUCCGCGUCGCGCCGCGCCGACAGCGCCCCGCGCCCGCCGCUCUCGCAGGCGGGCGAGCUGCAGGCGCUCGCCGUGGGCGCCGCCAUGACCCUCGCAGGGGGCCGCAACAUCGGCGUGGGGUUGUUGACGCGACUCGGCGGAGCCAUGCGCCUCCAAGGCAAAGUCGCGUUCAUCACGGGGGCGGCGCGGGGCAUCGGCGCGGCUUGCGCGCGCAAGUUCGUGGCGGAGGGCGCUAGGGUGGCCAUUGCUGACGUGUUGGAAGAGGAGGGGCGCCAGCUGGCUGCUGAGCUGGCUGCCGCUGAUUCGCAAACGGCGGCACAGGCUGGGCGGAGGGGUGGGGCGGAAGGGGAGGCUUCCGCGGAAGGGGAGAAGGGGGAUGGUGGGUGCGCGGAGGAGGUUGGGGAAGGGACACGGAGGGCUGGAGAGGGCAGCGGAGCGGAGAGCAUUCCGCGCGCCGUGUUUGUGAGGUGCGACGUGUGCGAUCGCGACUCCAUCGCGUCCGCGCUCGCCGCGGCGGCCGCGGCGCUGUCCCCCAGGGCGCGCGCGCUGCACGUGCUGGUCAACAACGCGGCGCUGCAGAGCUGCAAGAGCCUGCCCGACACCGCGCCGCGCGACUGGGACGCCGUCAUCGCCGCGUCGCUCUCCUCCGUCUUCCACGCGACGCAGCUCGCGCUGCCGUACCUUCGACGCGCGGAGCGCGGCGCCGCGGCCAUCGUGAACGUGUCGUCGUCGUUCGCGCUGGUGGGGUCGGCGGGAUACGCGGCGUACCACGCGGCCAAGGGCGGCGUGUCGUCGCUGACGCGCGCGGCGGCGCUGGGGCUGGUGGCGGAGGGCGUGCGCGUGAACGCCGUGUGCCCGGGCACCACGCUCACACCGGGGCUGCAAGAGAGUGUGGCGCAGCAGUGUCCGGACCCAGCAGAGGCGCAGCGCCUGAUGGACUCCUUCCUCGCCCGCCAGCCGCUUGGCAGGUUUGGGAGGGCAGAGGAGGUGGCGAAUGUGGUGGCGUUUGUGGCGAGCGAGGAGGCGAGCUUCAUGGUGGGCGCCAACGUCGUCGUGGACGGUGGCUACACCGUCGUCUGA